This is a messenger RNA of Stylophora pistillata, 2918 nucleotides long. RefSeq lists its product as uncharacterized. Gene Ontology annotation, molecular function: protein dimerization activity; DNA-binding transcription factor activity, RNA polymerase II-specific; RNA polymerase II cis-regulatory region sequence-specific DNA binding. NCBI's taxonomy places the organism in Eukaryota, Metazoa, Cnidaria, Anthozoa, Scleractinia, Pocilloporidae. Gene Ontology annotation, cellular component: CLOCK-BMAL transcription complex. Gene Ontology annotation, biological process: circadian regulation of gene expression; regulation of transcription by RNA polymerase II. The record is from RefSeq and is a predicted model, not a curated record.
ACUAAAAAGUAUUCAUACCGCAGGUUUUGUCCUCAUUAAUCAACAUCGUAGGAAAAGCAAUUGCGUGCAGAAAAUCCCUCGGAGAAUUGAUUGUCCUGGUCUGUAAGCGACCUCAAGAAAUCAACCAAUCACAUUUAACAAACCAUAUUCACUUAUCGGGAUUCAGUCUACGGAGUCGUGUCGUAAUUCGCUUUGCCAACAGAUGACGAGAGGAACGUUAAAAAAAAAAAAAAAAUAGAAAGGGAACAUGCAGCCGUCUAAACUCGUGCGGCCAGAGUUCGACGACUGUGAAAGCAAACGUAUUGAUCGCAAUCUGACCGAGAAGAAACGUCGUGGUAGAUUCAACGCACUGAUCGAUGAGCUUGCUGUUUACUUGGCGGACAGAUGCCACACGAAAAAGAGCACAGAGAAGAGUUCCAUUUUGAAACUCACUGGUGAAUAUUUUCUCGAGCAGGAAAAAUUAGCGGCUGAGAAACUUGCGAAAGGAUGGUAUAAACGCGUGAAUCCUGCCUUCGUUACAGAUGAUGAAUUCAACUUUGUUUACUUGGAGUCGAUGAACAUUGUAAUAAUCGCUCUUGACCAGACGGGACAAAUUGUUUACGUCUCAGACAAUGCGCAAGCUUGUUUAGGACAUUUACCGCAAAGUAUUCUUAACAGAAACGUGUUUGAAUUCAUCGGAACGCGAGAUGCAUUUAUUUUUCAGAGAAUACUGUCCAUGUUCGUGACGACCAAACAGUCGCAACGUCUGCAGCCAUUUUGGUGUCAAUUUCGACGCGAUUCGCACGAGUUUGAAACGAUCUACUGCGUUGGUACAAUUCUUAAAAAUUUACCCCAGAGCAGUGUGGAUACUGAUGUUUCUGAAUACCUUAUGCUAAUAGCGAAACCAUUAACCAGCGUUCCUUCUGAGAAAAUAUUGGCGAAAGCGGAUGGGACUCAAACGAAUUUCACGGCGACUUUGACCAUGCAAGGUAAAUAUGGUUACCUGGACAAACAUGUCGCCUCGGUUCUGGGAUUCUUUCCGUCAGAAUUAAUUGGGAAAUCUCUUUACGAAUACUGUCACACGGAAGACCUUGAAAAUUUGGUGGAUUAUCAUCGAUGGUUACUUUCACACGGAAAAAUCACGACUUGUUUUUACCGACAUCUCACUAAGGGGCAAUCAUGGGUCUGGCUUCAGUCACGCUACGAUGUGUCUUACAAUGAGUGGGAUUCCAAACCACUGGCAGUUACGAGUCUAACGUGGGUGGUUUCGCAAAAUGAAGUUUGCGAGAAACAGAGAGAAAUUUUGGCACGCGAUAAACGGAAAUUCGCGUCGAUUGAAUUACGUGUAAACGAGGGUAAUGCUCAAGAAAAUAAUUGUCCGAGUACCUCAUUAAUACCCCAAAACACUGAUGCCCAAAGUUGUUCGAGCGAAAUGAUGGAAAUCGGUGGUAAUAAUUUGUCAGAAAAAUCAACUUUGGAAAAGAGGGCGAGGUCUCAAAGAGUUGGAUCGCUGGAUUCCCAGAGUAAUUGCAGUUCGCCAGUGUCUAACGCGAACGAUUCAGAAGACAAUCAACUGAUUGAUAUGCAAGAAAGCUUCCAGUUUUUAAGUAGUAUUAAUUUUCCCACUGAUUUGACAACUACGCAACACGCCCUCCAUAAAUUCCUGGAAGAAAAGUACGUACAAGUUAUCGAAACGAUAAACAAGCAAUCGAAAGAGCUUCUUACGAUUCAAAAGCAAAUAAGUAUUCAGGGUGAGUUGCGAGAUUUACUGGAACGUCUCGAAAAGGAGAGAUCUGCAAAGAAAGUCGAGAACGAAUACAGUACGAUUAAAGAAAUGAUGGCAAAAUAUGAAGAACUGCGGGAAGUUUGUACUGGUUCUAGAACUGAAAAAUCUACAGUAGAAAGUUCUGCUAUUUUAUCCACGAGACUAAUGGGGAUGGAGGUGGAAAGCUACCCCAGUGAAGCCCUAGGAUCUACUGCUAAUUCAGAACAAAACCAUCAAAGGAUCGCCGAAAGACAACAGAAUACUAGUUACUAUGAUCAAGAACGUUGGCUUCAAAGACAAGCUGACCAAGUUCAAUUGCAGCAACAGGCCCCUGCAAUGCAACAAAUGCUCUGCCACGAAUCGACACAAUGUACACCGCAGGACCAAGUGAUAUUGCACCGACAACAGCUUCUCACAGAACACUUUCAACAACAAAUGAAUAUACAACAACGUUCACAUAAUCAUCAUCAACAGCAACAACAACAACAACAACAACAACAACAACAGGAACAGUUUCAAGAGUACCAGAAACAACAAAAGCAACCACGAUUACAACUUUUGCCUCCACAACAAUUGUCGCAAGCACCAACACAACAACAAAUGCAACAAUUACAGCAACAGCAACAAAUGUUUCGAUGGCAAAGGAAUCCAGCGUCCAAUUCAAAUUGCACAAGUCCUUUGAACACCAACUUUCCACAGGACAGACUCUCAUUUGCUAAUAGCUCACCGUAUUCAAUCAACACCCAAGAAAACUCUCCCUUUAGCAGUAACUUUACUCAGUCUCCUUGUAGUAACGAAUCUCUGUAUGAAUAUCUAUGGUUUUAGAAACAGUUAUUUCAAAGCUCGUCUUCGAAUUUGCUUCAUUUCUAUUAGAGGUCUGGAUAGUAGCAGAUAGGACACUGAUUUAAGAAAAUGUACGACAUUUUUAAAAAACAUUUUACGACAGUUCCUCUGUCAUCUUUCUUUCUAAUUUAUACAAAGUUGAAUUUAAAGUGUUUGACAAAAUGCUCAUGGUUUCUAUUGUUGUUUUGUCGUAUGUUUUCUCAUAUUAGAGGUCUCUGUGACGGUCUUCAUCAAUGGUUUCUUAUUAAUUAAAAUUCAUUGAAAUUGAAAUGGACUUCUUUAAGCACCUUGUUGUUUGUUGUUUUCCCAGACACAAAUUAAUUUCUACCAU